Molecule: messenger RNA, 768 nt
Organism: Durusdinium trenchii
Lineage: Eukaryota; Dinophyceae; Suessiales; Symbiodiniaceae
Source: the annotation of a GenBank genome assembly
AUGAGGAAAAGCCGUCCUGGUACCACGCGCGGUGGGUCUUCACUCAAGCUAUGGAAGGUGCAAGCACCACUUAUGUUGAUGAUCUUCAGCUGGCCAUUGUUCUCUCUCAGUGGUCCACAUCUCUAUUCAGAGCGCACCUUCCUCUCGAAGCCUUCUCGGACUUCUUCCAACCUUACUGUCCAAGCGCGGAGUGGAGUCAAAGACCACCGUCAAAACCGUGGAGUCUUCCAUAAGCCGUCCAAUCCAAAAUGGACAUGGCCAUUAAGCCUCAUGAUCCUUACCUUCAGCCUAUCUGCCUCAAGUGUUCAAACUUCCAGUCGCUUUUGUCGCCGCUGGUCGAACAAGCAAUCGACCAAGCUACAAGCAUUCGCUGGAGGUUUGGAAGGGUGUGACUAUCAUGGAGCAGGGCGCUAUGAAUUCGACCCGUUGAAUUUCUGUGAGCUCUUCCCUGAGCAUCUCCCCUGGUAUAGAGAGGCAGAGGUGAAGCACGGGCGCGUUGCAAUGCUGGCAUAUGUGGGAUUGGUCGCACCCGAGAUGUUCCGGAUUCCUGAUCCUAUCUUCAAUCAAGUGGGCUUGGAUUCCGUCUCAGCCCACAACAUGCUUCUGGGAGCUGGUUUCGGCCGGGGACCGAUGUGGUGGCUUUCCUGUUCUGCGGAUUCCUGGAGGUGUUGCGAAUUGGUCAACUUGGUUUUGACUUCGAACUUCUUACUUUGGAUACUGCAGGAGACUUCGGCCUCGCUUUCACAGAAGAGAAUAUGGCAGUUUUGA